AUGAGAAAGAAAGGACCUUGUUUCCACUGUGGGAUUGAUAACACACCACUAUGGAGAAAUGGACCACCUGAGAAGCCAGUUUUAUGCAAUGCAUGUGGUUCAAGGUAUAGGUUAGGGAAAUCUCUUGAAAACUAUACUCCAAAGACUUUUCAAGUUAUCAGAAAGAAGAAACAAGAAGCUGUACCUAAGGCAAUUGUUAGCGAAGAUCAGAAUAUUGUCACCAGCAAUGCGUGUUAUACUUCUUUCCUGGAAGAUUAUGCAAGUUCAGAGUCUUCAACAUCACAUAAUUAUCAGAACUGUUUCCCUAUAAAACAAGAGAACAGAGCUGACAAUCCAGUUGAAAAUUUGGGAAGUUUGUGGGGAAUUCCUUCAAGAAAGAGGUCACCAGUGGUGUACGGUAGUCCUACAACAAUCCAAAAACUUCGAAGGGACCUUCACAAAAUUCUAAGAAAUGAAGAUACCUUCAAUAAUAAUGCCUCUGAAGGACCAGAGGAUGUGCUGAUUUAUAAUAUUAAUAUCAACAAGCUGCAAAUUCCUUCUAAUGAAAUUGGUCUUGGAAGCAUGCUUCUCAAAUUUCCUGUUUCUUCUCAAAAUCACAAUGAAAUUGAACCAUGCUCUUCUACCAUUAACUGUGGCAAUGUUUGUCCCUUGAAUGAUGCUCAAGUAGCUUCUCCAUCUCUGGCAAAUGCCUGCAGGGAAGAUGUUGACGGCAUACAAAAUGAAGAUUCUCCCAUAGAUCAGCAGGAAGAUUAUGAUCAUCAAGCUUCGCAGACAAUGGGAGCAGCCGAUGACAGCUAA
Durio zibethinus is the source of this 798-nucleotide messenger RNA. RefSeq lists its product as uncharacterized. The record is from RefSeq and is a predicted model, not a curated record. NCBI's taxonomy places the organism in Eukaryota, Viridiplantae, Streptophyta, Magnoliopsida, Malvales, Malvaceae.